Messenger RNA from Impatiens glandulifera, 4955 nucleotides. Its product is annotated as pentatricopeptide repeat-containing protein At4g19440, chloroplastic-like. Gene Ontology annotation, molecular function: protein binding. The transcript has 6 exons. The record is from RefSeq and is a predicted model, not a curated record. NCBI's taxonomy places the organism in Eukaryota, Viridiplantae, Streptophyta, Magnoliopsida, Ericales, Balsaminaceae. The coding region runs from base 130 to 2679 and encodes 849 amino acids.
CCCCAACCUCCAUAGAGAGAGAGUCCGUCGUCGUUCUUCGCGACUCUGUACUCUAAUCCAUGGCGUCGCCACCACCGCCAGUCGUGAAAAACUCAAUUUUGUUAUAAUUAGGAACAUCUCUCCCUAUCUAUGCUUACAAUACGUGCAUCAAUGAAUUUUAGAAGGCUGUCGAUCACUAAACAUAUCCCCUUCUUCUCUCAUAUCACCACCAAUUUAGCUUCACUCACUUACAGUGCCAACCAACCUCAACGCUACCAGGAACAGCAGCAACCACCCGGACGAUGCGAUCAACAUCCGUCGUCAUUGCAGCAAAACCAGCAAUCCCAUUCGCAUGAUUUGGGUUUCCUUAAAUUGGUAACUUCAAUCCUAUCAAAUAGUUCACUAGAUAGGUCCAAAUGUGUAGACAUUCUCACCCGUUUUUCUCCAUUACAAUUCGACAGUCUGUUCUUAGACAUUUUUUAUUCUGUCAAUCCCAAGACGGUCUUGAAUUUCUUUUAUGUAGCUUCGGAUUCCUAUGGAUUUCGCUUCACUUUAAGAUCCUACUGCACUUUGAUUAGUUUGCUUACGUUUACAAAUCUGAAUGAGUCGGCUAGGUUACUAUUGAUUCGGCUUAUUGAUAGAAAGCUUCCGGUUUUUUUUAAUAACACAGACAACAGACAUAUAGAGAUAGCAACCGCAUUGGCUGAUCUCAGUUUGACGAGUAAGAAGUCAACCAAUGUAAAGACAUUUGAUUUGUUGAUACAUGUUUAUUGCACUCAAUUCAGAACUGUAGGAUUUGACAUAGCAGUUAAUGUAUUCGAACUUUUGGCAAAUAGGGGUAUCUUCCCUUCGGUAAAGACUUGCAAUUUCCUUUUGAAUUCUCUCGUGAAGGCCAAUGAACUUCAGAAGAGUUAUCGGGUAUUUGAGUUAACUUGCCAAGGGGUGUCUCCAGAUGUUUACUUAUUUAGUACUGCGAUAAAUGCAUAUUGUAAAGGUGGGAAUGUUAAUCAUGCAUUGGGAUUGCUUUCGAGCAUGGAAGAAACAGACAUUUCCCCUAAUGUUGUUACAUAUAACAGUAUCAUAAAUGGCCUAUGCAAGAAUGGGGAAUUGACUGAGGCCUUGAAGCUGAAGGAGACAAUGACAAGCAAAGGAAUCAACCCUAGUCUCAGAACAUAUGGUGUGCUCAUUGAUGGGUUUGUCAAUAUAGGGAAGAUUGACGAAGCAAAUUUUGUUUUGGACGAAUUGUUGGCAAAGGGCUUUGUAGCAAAUGAAGUCAUCUAUAAUACGUUGAUAAAAGGAUAUUGUGUGGCGGGUAACAUUAACAAAGUCUUGAAGUUAGUUGAUUUAAUGGCUGCAAAAGGGUUAUCUACAAACUCAGUGACCUUAAAUACACUCAUCCAAGGAUAUUGUAAGUGUAAUUCGAUAGAAGAAGCAGAGUCACUUUUAGAUAAGAUGUUAUCAGAGGGAUUCCACGUAAAUCCUGGUUCCUUCAGUUCAGUUAUUAGUAUGCUUUGUGCAAAUUUCAGGAUUGAUUCUGCAUUAAGAGUCACUAGGGAAAUGUUAUUUAGGAACAUGAGGCCAAACGGUGGGUUACUAACCGUAAUCGUUUGUGAGCUUUGUAAGGAGGGGAAGCAUUCAGAGGCUGUUAAGAUCUGGUUUGAUCUUCAGGAAAAAGGAUUUCCUCCAAAUACGCAAAUGUCCAAUGCUCUUAUCCAUGGCCUUUGUGAAUCUAGAAACAUACCUGAGGCUGUUAGAUUUCUGAAGGAGAUGAUAGAACGUGGACUGGAAUUGGACAGGAUCACAUAUAACACACUUAUUUUUGCUUGCUCGAAACAAGGGAGAAUCGAAGAAGGUUUGAAGCUAAAGGAAGACAUGUUAAAGAAAGGCUUUCAACCCGAUAUGUUUACCUACAAUAUACUGAUAAACGGGCUUUGUAAUACAGGCGAGAUGGAUAAAGCUCUGUUACUCUGGAAUGAGUGCAAAGGGAGUCAUCUAAACAUGGACAAUCAUAUGUAUUCUGUUAUGAUAGAUGGUUAUUGCAAAUUGGAGAAUAUUAAGGAGGCAAGACGUCUUUUCGAUGAGCUAUUGCAGAAGAAUCUUGAGCUAAACGUUGUUGUCUAUAACACUCUAAUUAAGGCAUACUGUAAAGAUGGUAAUAUGAUAGAAGCUCUUGAACUUUUUGAUGAUAUGAGAACUAAAAGCAUUCUGCCUACCCUUUUUACAUACUCUUCCUUAAUUCAUGGGUUUUGCAAUAUUGGCAAAAUUGAAGAUGCGAAGAAUCUAAUUAUUGUAAUGAGGAAGGAGGGACUGUUGCCGAAUGUGGUUUGUUAUACAGCUCUUAUAGGAGGUUAUUGUAAGCUAGGUCAGAUGGAUCAAGUGAGAAAUGUGUUGCAUGAGAUGUUGUUUUAUGGCAUUCAUCCGAAUAAGAUCACGUAUACUGUCAUGAUCGAUGGAUACAGCAAGAUAGGGGAUACUAGGGAAGCAAGGAAAUUACUUGCUCAAAUGAUGGUUAAGGGAAUUGUCCCUGAUAGAGUCACUUAUAAUGCAUUGACAGAUGGGUUCUGCAAGGAAGGAAAUGUAGAAGAAGGCUAUGAAGUGACCAAUCAAAUGUCACUCAUGGGAGUGACAUCGGAUGAAAUCACAUUCACAACGUUAAUCGAUGGAUGGAAGCAUCAGUCAACCAUUUCCAGUGAAGAAUGAUUCACAAUUCUGAUGUUGAGCUUUAAAUUGGGAAAGUUGGAGGAGGGUCCAUUACUGGAGCUGAUUUGUCAUGGUAAUCUCUUUAAAGAACUACUCUUGGUGUCAUGAUCUUGCCCCCAAUGCCAAGGAAAUACACCAUGUAUGAGAAAGCUAAUGAACAGCUAGACAAUGAGUGUCCGAAGCUUGUGGGAACCCCCUCUAGAAUAGACCUUCAUUGAAGGGUUCUAUAAGCCACACCAAAGCCACAAGGAUAAACAAAAAAAAAGUUGUGUCGAACACAGCAGCUAUUGGAUUUACCAGUUUGAUCUCUUCAUGUAGAGUGUAGACUGGGUCUUUCCUUGAUGUGGGAAUGUUUGUAGGGACAAGAAUUUGAUGCUUGUGAGAAGGCAGCGAGCGUUGUGAACUAGAUGUGGUGCUUACGCUUUUGGCGAAGAAUGGUUCUUUAUGGUCUAUUGGUGUGAACAAAGAGAACCCACUUUCAACAAUUGAUUGUAGAAAAAUCUAUCUGGCUAGCAAUUUUACUUCAGGUGUAUACUUCAAGAGAACCAACUUUUAGCCAUUGUUGUUGUGCUAAUAAUUGUCUUUUUUCAAAGAUGAGGAUUAAUAAUGCUCAAACAUCAGCUGUUCCUCAAUGAAAUUAGUUGGUAAUUACGUGGAAAGUUCUAAUCUUAACAUAAAGACAGCACCUUUAUUGUUUUUAUAAUAAUUAACUUGAAAUCUCUAUUUUUUUUAAUAUCAAUUAAGAAAAAAGAAGAACUGAAACUGUAAUUCUUAGUACAACUCUUACUUAACCUUGAUUACUACUAACUAUUUCAUUACAAGAAUUCAGAUGGAGAGUUGGUUUCUGGCUUCUCAUGGUGAUCUUCUCCAAGGCUGCUCCCACCAGGAUGAUGAUGAUGAUGAAGAACUGGACCAUCACUUGUUGAUCCACCUCCUAAGAAAAACUGAGAAAGAAGACGAGCCAUGAUACCAAGUAUCUGGUUUUGAUUCUGACAUGACUCUGCCUGCAUUUGAGCCAUUUGCUUUUCAUGAUGAAUUUGCAUUCCAAUCAUCUUUUCUCUCCAGGCCAUCUCUUCCUCUUCCCACUUCUCUUCAACCUCCAUCCUCCUCCGCCUCUCCUCCGUUAAUUCCCUCUCGAUCUUGUAUCUCCUCUCUAGUUCCUUCCUUCUCCAUACCUGCAAUUCUGAUUCCAUCAUCUCCAUCUUCUCCUCUCUCAAAUCGCUCACCUUCUCCUCCAUUACUUCCUUCUCCACCCUCUUCUCUUCCAUCUCCAUCAAUCCCUCCUCUUUGCUCCAUUCCCUUUCUCUCCUCCUUUCUUCUCUCCUUAACAUCGUUUCUCUGAUCUCCAUUACCUCUGCACCUAAUGCACCCAGUUUCUUUGAUCUGCCCCAAUGCCCUCCAUUCUUUGAUAUCCUCUUCUUCCUCUUCAUCUUCUUCUUCCAUCUCCUCUUAGCCCCGCAAGAUUCGCGGUUGCUGUCCAUCAAAUCAUCAUCAUCACUGUCAAUCUCAAUCUCAAACCCUAAACCUAACCCAUCUUCUUCUUCAUCGUCUUCAUCUUCGCCAGAGAAAUUGAGGCCAAACUUUUUCCCCUUAACUUCAAGCUCUACAUCACCGAAAACCUCCCUGUACUUGAGGAAAUUCUCCCAAUGAUGUUCUCCGUCGUCCCAAUGAAAAUCGCCAUCGGAAGACCUAAUCUUCUGUUUGACGCCGAGGUACUGAUGACGCAUGUUUUGGACCUUAAUGGAGACGUCUCGCCACGACCAACGAAAUGGGAAGUUGAUUGGGUUUCGUAGAUGGUGGACGGAAUUGAGAUGAUCGGCGAUUGGCUUGAACUUCUUCUCACGAGUCUUUAGCUUGAUUAGGGUUCCUGAAUUGAACAGCUCGGAAUACUUGCUGAGUAGGGUUUGCUCCUCUAGCUCCGACCAUUUCUUCCGCUUCAUUUAUUUACACGAAUCAAACUGAUAGAUAGAAGCCGCCUGGCCGCGCGUUGUUAGAUAGAUAGAUAGAUAGAUAUAGAGCGAAAGAGAAGAGAUUUUUUGUAUGAUAAUAAUGCGGCGGCCGCAGCGACUGUGGAGGAGAAAAAGCGAUCUCAGCCAUUUUUCUCUUUACAAAAUCUAGUGGGUUCACUACCGAUAUCGCUCAUCGCGAUCGCCCGUAGCUGCUAUACGUUUUGUUUGCUUAUCAUAUCAUUGAUCUCUUCAUCGCUAGCUGAUCGUUCUUCUAUAUACAAAUACAAUUUUUAUUUUUGCUGAUUGUAAAUUGUAACCUUAAUUAUA